Messenger RNA from Dentiscutata erythropus, 654 nucleotides. Lineage: Eukaryota; Fungi; Glomeromycota; Glomeromycetes; Diversisporales; Gigasporaceae. The record is from the annotation of a GenBank genome assembly.
AUUUUAGCAAUUACAACCAACAAUGCCUCUAAUAAUAGCACAAUGUUUGAAUAUUUUACUAAAUUAUGUUUAGAAAAACAAAUAAUAUUUGAUGAAGAAAAUUAUAGAGUUAAAUAUCUUGGGCAUGUUAUUAAUCUUGCUGUUCAGAAUAUUUUAAAAAAACUUAAAGCUGAAAGUCCAAACCAAGAUAAAGAUAUAUUAGAAAAAAAAAAUAAUAUUAAUUCAAUGACUACAAUAGAAAAACUUUGCAAAAUAAUUACUUAUGCUCAAUCAAUACCACAAAGAAAAAAAAAGUUUAUGAACUAUAAUUCAAGUAAACUUGAAUUAAUUGUAGAUAUUAAAACUAGAUGGAACUCUACUUAUUAUAUGCCAAUUAAUAUUAUAACAACUAUCGAAAAAGAAAUAAAAAAAUAUGAAUUAAAUAAAGAUGAUUGGAAUUUAAUUGAAGAAUUUAAUAGAGAUGCAACUACUUAUAUUAGUGGAAGUACUUAUUCAACAAUUGGCUUAAUAGUUCCAGCUUAUAAUGCUUUACUUGAUAUAUUAGAAAAAUUUGUUAAAGAAAAAAGUACAGUUUCAAUUAUUAAAAAUACAGCUCAAUUUGGUAUAAAUAAGCUUGAAAAAUAUUAUUCAUCGACAGAAGGAUUGGCUUAUAUU